AGUCAUAUGGGCACCCAAUAAGCAGCCUGUUUUGUUGUAGGAUUGGGUAUAAAAAUCCCAAAUCCUCUCAGCUCCUAGCACCAAGGCUCACUAACAGCAAGCAGAAUGGCCUUUCACUCUGUGCUCAUUGUUUUCUUAGCCGGACUGGUAUUUUUCUCUGAAGCUGGACCAACGGACUCCCAUGGCUCUCUUGAUUCCAAAUGCCCUCUCAUGGUGAAAGUGCUGGAUGCAGUCAGAGGAAGGCCUGCAGUUGACGUAGCCGUUAAAGUCUUUAGAAAGGCUGCAGAUGGACACUGGGAGGAGUUUGCUUCUGGGAAAACCACAAAGUUUGGAGAGAUCCAUGAGCUCACAACAGAAGAGCAGUUUGUAGAAGGAGUAUACAGGGUUGAGUUUGACACCAGCUCUUACUGGAAGGGACUUGGCCUUUCCCCAUUCCAUGACUACGCUGAUGUGGUGUUCAGUACUACUGAUUCUGGUCACCGCCACUAUACCAUUGCGGCUCUCGUCAGUCCUUACUCUUAUUCAACCACUGCUGUUGUCACUGAUGCCCACGAAUAAACACAUUCUGUUGUUACACAGAUACCUUUCUCUGCUAGAACUAUCAUAGGCUUUUAGAAGGAAGGUUUUUCCUACUGCUAAUGCAUAACUUUUUGCUACAUUAGGGUUUUUUUCCAUUUUGUAAUCUGGCAAACUUCAGACAAGUCAAUAAAAUGCUACUUCUUUAAAACA
Messenger RNA from Tauraco erythrolophus (red-crested turaco), 729 nucleotides. Its product is annotated as transthyretin. NCBI's taxonomy places the organism in Eukaryota, Metazoa, Chordata, Aves, Musophagiformes, Musophagidae. The record is from RefSeq and is a predicted model, not a curated record. Gene Ontology annotation, biological process: purine nucleobase metabolic process. Gene Ontology annotation, molecular function: thyroid hormone binding.